UGUGUGCAGUCACCUCAGCUACAGUUAACUCAGACAGAUCAACAUGGGAGCGUCUUCAUCUGGACUCCUGGACGAAGCUAAAGCCAGCCAUAUCAAAGGACUGGUCGACAGCUCCUUCCAGAAUUUCAGUGUGUUUUAUCGUCAGCAGUAUCCAGCCGCUUAUUUCGGACACUUACAACAGGAGGUGGAGCCUAAGAAACAGGAAAGAGGACUGUUACUGACUCAGAGGCCUCGGCCAGACCCUGGAGACGUGCUGUUUGAGGGCAGAGCCAGGUUCUCCACUUGGGACGACCAGAGCCGCAAAGGAAAAGAGAAAUACGUGGUGCUCAAGAAAAACUACUGUCUGGAGAUACACGAGAGCCAAGAGAGCUUUCUUCGAGGCACUGCUGCCAAACUGGUCCUUCAGCCAAUAGGGGGCACUGCACUGACCUCUGAGGAUGAAGCCCAAACUCUACUGGACCAAACUUGUUCUGAAGUUCUCAAUGGACUGAAGGAGGACUCCCCUUCAGCCGGGUCGACUCCUGAGGGGUUUGCUGUGCACCUACACCUGCCUCACAUUGCCCUCUACCGCUUCCUGUUUCAAAAUGAGAGCGAGCAACAUCACUUCCUGUCUUCCCUCCAGUCCUGCAUUCGACACCAUGACUUGGAUCCAUGGUCUGAUGCCUCCUAUGAGAGCCAAGCUUUUAUCCACGCUCUGCGGCUUUACCGACAAGACAAGGGCUGCUAUGAAUGCUGGGAAAUACUGCUGGGCCCUGAAGAACAAGUGCUGGCUGCCCAAUUUAUGGAGGAAGUGUUGCCGUGGUUACACAGUCAGCUACAAAACAAAGUGAAAGGCAAGAAAACAGAGAGGAUUCGUCUGUGGUUAGCAACAGUGCAUGCGGCCUACAGAGUGGUGUUGGAGCAGCUGAAGCCUGCUCUGGAGGCUCUGAGGGCGGAGUCUGGAGAGUCUGCCUCAGCCAAUCAGGGCCUGGUCAGAGCAAACCUGGACCAGAUCAGUGCAUCACAGAGCUUUCUUCUUGACAAGAUCCAAGGUUGUGUGAAAGAGGAGGCAGAGUGCGUGUGUAGUGAGUUCAUAUCUCCGUACAUGCCCUCAGUCCUGGAGGCUCUGACUGAAAACAUCGGCUCAGCCCUCAAAGAGAUGAGACAGACUCUACAGGCUCAGAUAGACUCCGCUCUAGCUGAAGGAGGGGAAGGUAGCCAAGUCACUAAGAAGGUUUCCUUGCUGACCACCUCAGGCCUGGAGAAGUGUUACCAACAGGUGGAAAGGCUGAAGCAGGACUUGUCCGGCCUGAGAGAGAGAUUUGAGAUGAACAGUACUGAGCGCCUGGUUCUCUGUGCACAUCUGGACAUGGAGAAGCUGCUGAAGAGUGCCAUCUACACGUUCGAGCUGUUCCUAAGGACCUCAUCCAGGCUGCAGCCAAACCAGUACAGUCAGAAGACAAACCGCGCCAAAGAGAGAGUGCUUAAGCAGUUGGACUAUGACAGCAGACUGGUGCAGAAGAGACUGUACGAGGAGGCUUUGCUGCAGAUCACCCUCCCCAACCUGACCCGCAGACUGGACAGCUCCUGGAGAAAUUGCCAGGAGCUGCAGCAGUUUGAACAGUACAUCUUCUCAGACUUUAGCAACUUCAUCCUUGUUCAGAACCUGUACCAAGAUGUGCUAAGGAAUAUCCUCACCCAAGAGAUCCAAAAAGUUCUCCAGGAAGCCAUGUCCAAAACCAGCAGCAACCUGUUACUGGACACAUCCGAUCUGGCCAUUAGUCAGUACAGCCUUUUGGGACAGACCGUUAUCCCACCCACACACAACAGUCCGGCACUCCAAGCCUGCGAAAUCCCUGCAACCAUCCCGAAAUUGGCUCCAACUUUAGACAACAAUCCAACUGUAGAACUAGGGAAAGAGAUUGUUCCACCUGUUAUUGUGGUAACCCCAGAAAUCAAUGAAAUUCCAUCCGAUCCUGUCAUGGACUUGCUGAGAUAUGAAUCUUCAGACUCAGAAUCAGUCAAAAUUUGGGAGGAAAACUCUGAUUCCGAUCCACUGGAAGUCCUUGAAUCCUUAACAAGUUUGGACGAUCAAGAUGAAGUUCUGAAAAAUAAUUUGCCAGAAAUAAAAACAAAUUCUGAGUUGGAAGAUUUAGAAAAGUUACCAGACGAUUCCGAUGGUAGCCCAUCCUUACGGACCAUGGAAUCACCAAAUUCUCAAGAAGAACUUCCCAUGAAAAUGAGUCUUGAGACAUUGAGUGAAGCUAUAGUUUGCGAUGCUACAGAAAAAUUACAACAACAAUCUACUGAUAAAGCCGUGUACAUAAAAGGGUCUCUCAUGGAAAACUGGAAAAGUGAGAAAGAAGAAAAAAUAAACAACGACCAUUCACCACCUGUUGAUAGCGCUAUGGAGUCAAAAACAGAGCAAGAAGUUAAUGAAGGAGUUGAUGCACCAGAUAUGGACAAAAAUUAUGAAAAUUUAGACAAGGAAGAAAUGCCAGAAGAUGUAAAUAAUAAUACAAAUACUGAGGAGGGACUUGUCAGCUCUCAGCCAAUAGAAAUGCAAGAAGAGAAUUGUGCUGCACAGCCAGUGGACAGUGUGGCUGCCAUACGAGACCUGGUCAUCGAGGUAACAGAGGUAGAGAUGAUGUUAAGUCCAUGUCCAGACAACACUGAAUAAAACAAUAAUGUAUAUAAAUGAUUCAAAUGAUGUGAAUACUACGGCUGUAGUAAAAUAGUCUUGUUUGACUAAAGACAUGUCCUGAUGAUCGAUUAGUCAACUAAAAUGGGGGCUUGGCAAAAUCUCUCUAAACUAUUGCGUAUCUCUAUUUAUCUGACCUAAACUGCACUCACAAGACUACAUCUGCACGGAAGUUCAUACAAAAACUAUUUAUGCAGAAAAAGUCCUCGAAAAAAAUAUGUGAAAAGGUUGAUUAAACUCAGGAUUCACUUCCAAAUCUUCAGCCAACUCACUCACGUCUCCUCUCUGCUGUUGUCCCAUAUAAAUCCUUAUAAAAAAAAAUAAAAUGAUCAGGCGACUAAUAAAGGUUUUGGUGGACUAAAACUCCAUGGACCGAUUAAUCGACUAAAUGUCAGAAGGACUACAGCUCUGGUGAAUAUGUAUUUCAGUCAAUGGUAAGAACCAUUUUGCUUGGAAAACCUUAUACUGUUUUUAAAUUGUUUGUCCGUCUUGGAAUGUUUUUAUUGUUUAUUUUUUUCUUGAUUAAUUGCAAAGAAAAUUAAGUACAAUAAAAUAAAAGUUGUU
Periophthalmus magnuspinnatus is the source of this 3244-nucleotide messenger RNA. Its product is annotated as protein Niban 1-like. The record is from RefSeq and is a predicted model, not a curated record. Lineage: Eukaryota; Metazoa; Chordata; Actinopteri; Gobiiformes; Gobiidae. The coding region runs from base 44 to 2659 and encodes 871 amino acids. The transcript has 14 exons.